Molecule: messenger RNA, 2097 nt
Organism: Nannizzia gypsea CBS 118893
Lineage: Eukaryota; Fungi; Ascomycota; Eurotiomycetes; Onygenales; Arthrodermataceae
Product: BTB/POZ domain-containing protein 3
Exons: 3
Coding region: 1-2097 (698 amino acids)
Cellular component (GO): ubiquitin ligase complex; cytoplasm
Molecular function (GO): protein binding
Source: RefSeq, a predicted model, not a curated record
AUGAUUGAGCAACCUGAGCCACAGGUGCUGCGGAAGGACCAGUUGGAAACUAGCCUGUUCAACGAGCGACAGUUGAUCGGUGCUGGAGAGCUCAAGGAGGACAACCCGUUGGACCUAAGUAAACCGUUUCGGGAGCUAUGUGAGGCGUGUCGAAGAGGCGAUCUUAAGGCCUGCCAGGAGAAGAUAACUGAGGGGGUGAACAUUAAUGGCAGAGAUUUAUUUGACUGCACUCCCCUAAUACUUGCUAGUCUUUGUGGUCACUACGAAGUCGUACAACUUCUCCUUGAUUCUGGUGCUUUAUGCGAACGAGACACUUUUCAAGGCGAAAGGUGUCUCUAUAACGCAUUAAACUCGAAGAUACGAAACCUCCUCCUUGAAUACGACUAUUCAAAAUCAACGGAUCCUCUCCAGCCUUUCGCAUCUCACAUAACGUCGUUGCUAACUAGAGACCAUCCUCAAACAUCGGACAUCGCCGUUACAGCAGGCCAUGAGACUUUCCACCUGCACAAGUUCAUAUUAUCUGCACGAUCGCCAUAUUUUCAUAGGAAGCUUUCUAUAGCUCCAGAAGCGGCUUCAUGUAAAUUGCCAAACACAAUACCACCUCCGGCAUUCAGUGCAGGGAUAAGAUACUUAUACUUGGGCGAUGUUCCGCGAGAUCUUAGAUCCGGACCAGGUGCCGGCGGCUACUCAGAGACAGAGGUGUUUGAAGGAAUAGAUAAGAUUGCCAACCAUUUAGAACUCCGCGGCCUAGUUGAUACCAUUCUGGACAGUGGUGACAGGAGACUGACCAGGCAGAGAAGAUCAGACGAGGUCAGCAAGGGUCGAAAGCAGAUGGAAUCAUGGUUUCAAGACAAUAUCGUCAAGCACAAAGUGGUGAUUAACACCGAUAGAGCAAAUGAGGUGAAAUGGCCGCGUGAUAACAGCAUCUUCGCCGAUGUCCUCCUUCGAGCUGAUGAAGAUGUCACUGAAGAUGAAGAUUCAGAAGAAAUCGAAAAGGGCGAAAAUGGAAGUCCUGAAGAUGGCAACGGCGGUAUACCCAUUGGGGGCUUCUCCCAACUAUCUUUGGAUGUCCCGGCGAAGAAGUCUAAAAGGAAAUCGGUACUUUUCCCUGCUCAUCGAGCAAUGCUUCUACGUUCGGAGUUUUUCUCGGCUAUGUUUUCAUCCAGCUUUCGUGAGGCUCAGGUUACAAACUAUUUGCAAAUAAUACCAAUCGACUGUUCACCAGAGGUAUUAGAGAUAGUCCUCACUUUCUUAUACACCGAAAAGGCAGACUUUCCUCUUGAAAUUGCAGUUGAUGUCCUAUUCGCUGCGGAUCUACUGUUGAUCGAACGGCUGAAAACAAAGGCAGCCGUCCUUAUUAGCACACUUGGAAGCGGAAACAUUACAUCUUUAGGAUCAAAGCCGUCGGCAGACACCAAAAAAUCAAGUCCAACGAAGGAUGGGAAAGAAGCAGGAGAAAGCGAUGAUAUAAUCGACGUCUAUGAAAUUCUCCGUGCAGGCUGGUUGAUGCGCAUCCAGCGUCUCGAAGAGUUCGCUGCCCGAUACUUUGCUUACAGGCUAGAAGCGCAUAUCGACAAGCCUGAGUUUGCACAGUUGGUCAUGGAGUCAGCCGAGCGUAUCCAAAAACGGCAAGAAACUGAUUCCAUCGAGCUGGUGGAUGAUAUACGCUAUUAUCUUUCCGAACGAUUUAGACUACGUUUCGAGGAUUCCGGUAUAGAUAUGUUGAAUUCCGAGGAUAAUCCAAAUGAGGGCAAUUCAGCGGAAAAUGCCAACACGCCUUCAAACUCCUCCCCCGAAACAAAUAGCAACGGAAAUCCGAUAUCACCUACCCCUUUGUCACCACCGCCUGCAUCGUAUAUCAAAAACCCUAGUGAUAAAGACUUUGCCAGGGAGCAGCCAGCGGAAUCAAAGAAAAACCUCAGCUCAGGGUCUUCUAAUAAUAUAAAUGGAAGGAACGAGCAAAACAAUACCGGUGGCGUCAUUCGGACCCUGGAUGGACAGGAGGCUGGAGAUGAAUUUUCGAGAGAUGCUAUUGAUUAUGAGCUUCUCCUAAACAAAUUGGAUCAGCUACUUGAGAGACUGGGCUUGGAUGGCUAA